Messenger RNA from Lactuca saligna, 765 nucleotides. The record is from the annotation of a GenBank genome assembly. NCBI's taxonomy places the organism in Eukaryota, Viridiplantae, Streptophyta, Magnoliopsida, Asterales, Asteraceae.
AUGGUUGCGAUAGGGUUUAGCAAACCUCCUUAUAUCUUCUCUACCAGUUUCAAUGGUUACCAUAGCAAGUGUAAAGUACCAACACCACCUCAAGCUUUACCCAAGGAAAAUUCGAAUGAAUCAGUUGAAUCCAAUAAGAAAUUGAUUGAUUCAAUAUCUAAAGGUUUGAUCAGGCUCGCUGCUGCAGUCUCUGUUUGUUUAGAUUCUCCAGCUCUUGUCGAGUCCUUGACAAUAGCAUUCCCAACUUCUCAUACUCAUGAGGGUGGUUUGGUGAAGGCUGGACUUGAUGUUGCUCAAAUAUGCCUGGAUGGAGAUGAGACUUUAGUGAACACAAUAGAUCGAGAUGGGAACAUGCUUCUUGUUAACAUGAUCAAUGGCCAUGCUCUUACUCUGAGACAACGGCCACAUCAGAAGAAGUAUAAGCUGAGAACUGGCUGUGUUAAUGUGUCCCAUUUUCAUAAACCUGGUAACAGGGUGCACACAAAGGCUACAACUCAAGAAACAUGUAACACUUGGCGAAAAAGGGGAAACGAGGUUUAUAAGAGUGGAGAUUUAUCAGAAGCUGAACAAUCGUGCAACUAUACGCAUGGCUCUUGGAAGAAUGAGGGAAAAUGUCUAAACGACUGUAGAAUGGCUGCUACAUUAGAUCCCAAUUUCAUGAAGCUGGGGAAGCAUAAAGAGGUGGUUCAACUGUGUGAGCAAACCCUAGAUACAUCGGGGAGGGGAACUUCAGUGGUGAAGAUAAUGUUAGGGUUACCACCAUGA